AUGGAGUCCAGUCUACUUGACAGUCUUCUCGAUAUUGAGGAGCAAUUCUACAAUGAAGGCUAUCACCUCGGUAUGGCUGAUGGAGCCACGGCGGGCUACACCGAAGGCAGUGUCUUUGCGGUCGAGAAAGGCUACGAGAAAUUCGUCGAAAUGGGCCGCUUGUACGGCAAGGCUCUUGUCUGGUCGCAGAGAUUAGCGGAUUCAGAUUCAUCUGAGACAUCAGACCACACGGUUGCCGGUGCUGAGAACGUCUCUCUUGGUCCAUCAAUCUGCAACGUCAUGGACAAGCUCCCCGCACACAGUGCGCGAUUGACCAAGAAUCUAUCUACACUGCUCGAGCUUGUCGAUCCAGCUUCUUUGGACAUGCACAACACCGAAGAAGCUGUAAAUGACUCGGAUGAACGUCUCAAGGGGGCUGCAGUCAAAGCCAAGCUUAUUCAACGGGCGAUGGGAGAGAGCGAGGACCCAUUGGAUGCUGCGUCCACCACCUCUGAUGCUCAAAAGCCCGGUGAUGGGACCGGUAGUAUUGAAGACAUCAGCUCGCUCAGUAUCCGUCAUUGA
Molecule: messenger RNA, 561 nt
Organism: Penicillium oxalicum
Lineage: Eukaryota; Fungi; Ascomycota; Eurotiomycetes; Eurotiales; Aspergillaceae
Exons: 1
Coding region: 1-561 (186 amino acids)
Source: RefSeq, a predicted model, not a curated record